AUGGCUGAAGAUACAACGGCCGAUGCCACACGACGAUUAAAUGUUAAGAAACAGACUUUAGACGAUGCUUAUGCUGCACCGGCAAAUUUUUUAGAAAUCGACGUGGUAAAUCCUGUUACCACCAUGGGUGUUGGAAAAAAACGUUAUACGGAUUACGAGGUUCGCAUGAGGACGAACCUUCCCGUUUUCAAAGUAAAAGAGUCCAGUGUUAGAAGAAGAUACAGUGACUUUGAAUGGUUGAGGAAUGAAUUGGAAAGAGAUAGUAAGAUUGUGGUACCUCCUCUACCUGGUAAAGCUUUAAAACGGCAACUUCCCUUCCGUGGUGACGACGGUAUCUUUGAGGAUGAAUUUAUUGAAGAUCGCAGAAAAGGUCUAGAGGGAUUUAUAAACAAGAUCGCCGGACAUCCUCUGGCGCAGAACGAGAGAUGUCUUCACAUGUUUCUUCAGGAACCGACCAUCGACCGCAACUACGUUCCGGGCAAAAUUCGCAAUACAUAA
This is a messenger RNA of Leptosia nina, 498 nucleotides long. NCBI's taxonomy places the organism in Eukaryota, Metazoa, Arthropoda, Insecta, Lepidoptera, Pieridae. The record is from the annotation of a GenBank genome assembly.